AUGUUUAUUAUCAAUUGGUUCUGGGACAUUUUGGCUCAGCUGGGUCUGACUCACAAGAAUGCCAAGAUUCUUUUCCUUGGACUUGAUAAUGCCGGAAAGACUACGCUGUUGCAUAUGCUGAAGAACGACCGCCUCGCAACACUACAGCCCACACUUCACCCAACUUCGGAAGAGUUGGCAAUUGGGCUUGUCAAGUUCACUACGUACGAUUUGGGUGGUCACCAGCAGGCUCGUCGUCUUUGGAAGGACUACUUCCCUGAGGUCGACGGCAUUGUCUUCCUCGUCGACUCACAGGACGUAGAGCGCUUCCCCGAGGCCCGUGCAGAGCUUGACUCGCUUCUUUCGAUUGAGGAGCUGAGCAAGGUGCCUUUCUUGGUCCUUGGUAACAAGAUUGAUGCUCCUGGCGCCGUUUCUGAAGAGGAGCUGCGUCAAUCGCUCGGCCUGUUCCAGACGACAGGCAAGGGCUCUGUCCCGCUCAAGGAUGUUCGUCCUAUUGAAUUGUUCAUGUGCUCGGUUGUGAUGCGCCAAGGCUAUGGUGACGGCUUCCGGUGGCUUUCUAACUACAUGCAACUGACAGAUCUAACAACGACGCGACCAGUCGUUAUCAUGAGCAUAUUGUUUGUGGGCCGAAAUCCUACCGCGCUCACUUCCAUGUCGCGUGAGUCGAGCACGUUACGUUGCAUGUGGAUUGAGUAA
Messenger RNA from Malassezia globosa CBS 7966, 696 nucleotides. RefSeq lists its product as uncharacterized. Gene Ontology annotation, molecular function: GTP binding; GTPase activity. Gene Ontology annotation, cellular component: endoplasmic reticulum exit site; COPII vesicle coat. Lineage: Eukaryota; Fungi; Basidiomycota; Malasseziomycetes; Malasseziales; Malasseziaceae. The coding region runs from base 1 to 696 and encodes 231 amino acids. Gene Ontology annotation, biological process: membrane organization; intracellular protein transport; endoplasmic reticulum to Golgi vesicle-mediated transport. The transcript has 7 exons. The record is from RefSeq and is a predicted model, not a curated record.